Messenger RNA from Wasmannia auropunctata (little fire ant), 1067 nucleotides. RefSeq lists its product as uncharacterized. Gene Ontology annotation, molecular function: sequence-specific DNA binding. The record is from RefSeq and is a predicted model, not a curated record. The transcript is spliced from 4 exons. Lineage: Eukaryota; Metazoa; Arthropoda; Insecta; Hymenoptera; Formicidae. The coding region runs from base 114 to 1067 and encodes 317 amino acids.
ACCAAUCAGAAUUGGUCACAAAUGCUGAAAAGCAAUAUAGCUGCUACGUCAGUUGUUACAAUCGAAGGUUAGACAGAAUUUGAAAUUUAAAAUAGAAAAACUGUUGAGAAGCAAUGCCGACGUGUUGCAUAAAGAAUUGUACAAGUCGCACAGACGGUAUAUAUAAGAAAAAUAUUAAAUUUUUUAGAUUUCCUAAAGAAACUGACAUUAGUCAGCGAUGGCUUCAAGUUUGUCAAAGGAAUGAAAUAAAUACGAAAAUUGAUUCGGCAUUUAUAUGCGAGCUGCAUUUUGAAGCAGAUUGCUUCGAAAUGAAAUGGACAAAGCCACAUUCGAGCAACGUGCCUGCUAAACAAUUAAAGAGAUUAAAAAAGGGUAGUAUUCCUUCAAAAAUGUUAAUAAUAGAAAAAACUAGAAAAAGAACAUAUACGCAAAUUAUAAAAACAGAUAAUAUGGAGCAAUUAAAUGAUGAAAAUAUAAAUAAAAUUGCUGAUCACGAAAAUGUCUCUGUAAAAACGUUACUGAAUUUGCUGACGAAAAUAGAGGAAGAAAAGAAAAAGCUCUCAAUAGAAAUAAAUCAAUUGAUAAAAAGGAAUCAAGAACUUGUUGAAAAAAAUAUACAACUAUGUCAACAAGUAGAACAGUUGCAAACAAGCGUGGAGGAAAAAUCUCGUAUUAUUAGAGAAACGAUCAUUGUACAUAGGCAGAAGGAAGCCGAAAAAAUAGCUACAGAAUUCUUGCGCAAAAUAUUUACAUCUGGUCAAAUAAAAAAAGUAAUAUCACUCAAUAACAAACGGAUCAAAUGGUCAUCCGAAGAUAUUAUAUCUGCAAUCGGCCUGCGAUCAUUAAGUCCAAAGGCUUAUCGUUAUUUAAGAGAGGUAAAAAAUAUACCACUGCCGUGCAUGACAACCUUGCAAAACUGGUGUGCAGCUUUUAAUGUUCCACCUGGCAUUUUAAAAAACACAUUGAAAGAAAGGAACAAAAAAUAUAUGGUUCUCAUAAAACAUGUCAGUUUAUUAUGGCACGAGGAUUAUUUAAAAAAUGGAAACAACUAUAUUUUACGAUUUUGA